UGACUGCUCCUCUUGACGUGGAAUAUUUCCGUGUAGACGAUGGAGCAGUAGCAACGUGUAGCUCUCUGCUAUUAACCUCAAAUCGAGCUGGGAUUAGGCGCCGAAUCCCCCUCAGAUUUCGGGUUGGCAGCAGUCGCCGGACAACAACACGCCGAUUGCUUUCUCCUCCCCGGCUUCCCUGCUAUCCGCUACAAUCAUGAUAAAAGCCAUUUUAAUAUUCAACAACCACGGAAAACCGAGGCUUUCUAAAUUCUACGAGCAUUAUAAUGAAGACACAGAGCAGCAGAUCAUCAGGGAAACCUUCCACUUGGUCUCCAAAAGAGAUGAGAAUGUUUGUAAUUUCCUCGAAGGUGGAAUGUUAAUCGGAGGAUCAGACUACAAACUAAUCUAUAGACACUACGCCACGUUAUACUUUGUCUUCUGCGUGGAUUCCUCAGAGAGUGAACUUGGAAUUUUAGACUUAAUCCAGGUUUUUGUGGAAACUCUGGACAAAUGUUUUGAGAACGUCUGUGAGCUGGACUUGAUUUUCCAUGUAGAUAAGGUCCACAACAUCCUGGCUGAGAUGGUGAUGGGCGGCAUGGUCCUGGAGACCAACAUGAAUGAAAUCAUCACUCAAGUGGAUGCCCAGAACAAGAUGGAGAAGUCGGAGGCCGGUAUUGCAGGAGCGCCCGCUCGUGCUGUGUCGGCGGUAAAGAACAUGAACCUACCGGAAAUGCCCAGAAACAUCAACAUUGGUGACAUCAGCAUAAAAGUGCCAAACUUACCUUCCUUCAAAUAGUGGCAGCGAGAUCCUCGACCUGUAGAUGUCAGCCAAUGUUUACUGUGAUGCAAUCUGUGUACCAAAACCUCAGCUCACGGCGUUUCGUCAGAGGUGUACAUCUCAAAAGUACUGUGUGAUCAAAAACUCCUCAACCUGUGUGUCUUUGAUUGUUUUCUUAUUCGAAAGAAUGUUCUGCUCGUUUUGUUUGAUUCUGUCUGACAAGUAAAAAAAGAUGAAGUAUUUAUUUAUCAACGGUACAUUCCUUCUGCCUCGCUGGAGGUUCGUCUGUGGCGUUCAGCUGCUAUUGUUGAAGUCAUUUCACUUCCUCCGGUGGUUGGUUGCUGAACACAGUCCUGUGGUGAAGUUAGCCAGGAGUUCCUCAACCAACGUUUUUCUGACGGAGCUGAUUCACUGAAAUAAUUGAAGUCACUCAACAUCUUAUUUGUGAAACCAAAUAAAACAUUAAAGGUUAUUGUUAUAUCGCAGGAAUGUAUAUAUCUAUGAAGAUCUACUCUGCUUUACUUUUUUUUAAAGAUUGCAUCUGAAUCUUGAUUUGUGUUUUAUCAAUCAAUUUUGUUCAUGAGUUGAGCAUGAUUUUUUUUUCUUCCUCCUUUUACAACAUAAUAAACUGU
Molecule: messenger RNA, 1392 nt
Organism: Synchiropus splendidus (mandarinfish)
Lineage: Eukaryota; Metazoa; Chordata; Actinopteri; Syngnathiformes; Callionymidae
Product: AP-3 complex subunit sigma-1
Exons: 6
Coding region: 197-778 (193 amino acids)
Biological process (GO): Golgi to vacuole transport; intracellular protein transport
Cellular component (GO): AP-3 adaptor complex; membrane coat; intracellular membrane-bounded organelle
Source: RefSeq, a predicted model, not a curated record